GUUUUAGUUGAACAGCCGUCGGCUGGCAGUGCAUGUCGUCUCUUCAAGCUCCACACACGGAUACUGAAAAAGUUCCAGAUUCUGAAGACCUUGUUCUUGGCUCAAGGGCAGAAACGGAGCGAUGACCAACGACAAGACUGCAUCCCAGGGUGCAUCACUUCCGGAACUCCCAUCAACCCCCACCGGAAGUUCCACGUCCGACCUCCAGCUUACAGUCGAAGUUGACAUUGAACAGUAUGGCGACCAUCGGUCGUACCCAUCCUCUCCACUGUCCGACCUGCCUCCCUCCCCUCCCCUCUCAGACCUGCCCCCAUCACCCCCUCUGUCAGAGUCCCCGGAAAAGGAAAGACGCCAGUCUACAUCUUCCAUCGCCGGCAUCAGCGCAGACAUCAGCGACACCCCGCGGCUGUACGAGUGCCUCUCCGACGAGGAGAUCGAAGAGAACUACCUCGGUAACAUCGCACCACAUCAUCGCCGUCGGCACGGGGUUGUCAAUUGUCCAAGUCCUAUUUCAUCUGAUGGAGCUGACAGUGGCCAAACCUCCCCCGAGGAGCAUGUUGAGGAUGAAGGACCCGAGUUUGGGCUGAGACGGAGCAAGCUAGCCAAGCCGAAUACUAAACGAUCCCGAGGGGAGAACGGGGUGUACCCUAAAAGGGUGAGGAUGUCUGUGGAGGAGCCACGCCCUGAGGAAAUACGGGGAGGAAGGGAAGGGAGAAGAGGGUCCACGGAAUCUAACGACACUGGGGCAUCGUACAGCAAUAGCCUCGCUGCGCAUGUCAGGAAGGACUCGAUCGCCAUUGGUUUAGAUAAACUGAAUGGCUUCCCAUUCCGGAAGAAGUCCCUUUUGGGUUUCAUGAAUCUUCCUCUGCCAUCUAAAGCCAAGUUCCAAUCAAAGAACGGCGUUCUCCCAGAGCACCAGACCAAGAAGGAGCUGCUCAUGCACUACCGGGUUCACAUCUUCGUGGCUGUCAUCUUCGUCAUCACAGUGUCGUUCGUUAGUGCAGCGUGGUAUUUCCACGACAAGCAAGUGGAAGAACUAGCAACAACCCAGAAGAUCUUCUUUGAUCCACGGAGUCGUGUUCUGACCUUGAGAGACCAAGUGACCGGUGACGACCUUACGGGUCAUCUGGCUAAAGACCUACCAAAAUGGCAGCUUCCCCUCCACUGCCCCAUCUCAGAGAAGGGCGACCCAAAUGCAAAGGAAUGCAAGUGGAAGAACAACGCCAUCUUAAGGAUUGGCUACUUCAAAGAAGGAUUGAUUCAAUGUUAUAAUAUUUCCUGGGAGUACAGAACUAAGAAUCACGUUCCGUUUGAUUGUUUUGACCUGGGAAGUGCAUUUUGGUAUGGAUCGUCGAACAUGACGAAUGAUAUGUUACCAAUAACAGGCAAGUUUUCAUUUGACCCGAACGUGUACCGCUUGAAAGGAAAUGGUGUACUGAGCAGUGUUUUGGAAUAUUAUUGGCUAUCGUCUCAAGCUGAAGCCAUCGUUGUCGACUCCAAUGACCCACUUCAUAUAUCGUGGAACGAUACGGUUCCAGGGAAAGUGUGUCUUAUAUCCAACUACACAGAACCGUUUUACAGCUACACCCAGUCAUUGCUUCCACAUCUCAACUACACCGUCUGUAAUGGCGUCAACAUGGUGGAAACCCACGCCUUCAUGAGGAAAUAUUUUCUCUCCCCUACAGGGCCUCCUCUGCCUAGUGGCAACGUCCUUACGUACCCUCACUACUCUGUCAAAGCACGUGACUAUGAUCGCGACGUCUCUGAAACUGAAGUCAUGGCGAUGACGUCAGCAAUAGCGGAGAAAGAUUUGAAUUGCAGCACGCUGGAAAUUGAUGGCAACUGGCAAAAGACACUUGGGGAUCUGGAUUUAGAUAAAGGAAAAUUCGCCAAUAUCACAGCCAUGUUGGAUUCUAUUUCUGCCUCAAAGUGCCGAAUGUCACUUGAAAUUACGCCGUUCUUUCACUUCAGUUCUGUUAAUUUUAAAGAGGGUGUAGAAAAGGAGUUAUUCGUAAUGGAUGCCGGAGGUGUAGUUCCCGGUCUCACGACCCUCGGAGAAGACUUUGCUGGAGUCUUGGAUGUUUCUAACCCUGCAGCCAAGGCCUGGUUUACUGGAAAAGUCAAUAAUCUGGUCUCAAAUUACCAAACCAGUGCCUUCCGAUUCAGCUAUGGCACCAAAGCGUGGAUGCCGUACAAACCACACUUCGAAACCAACGAUUUGACACCAAAUAAAAUCCGGAGGCUGUACACAGAGAUGGUUACCUCCAUUAGUCAGAACGUCGUCUUGGAACAGACGUCACAAUCACAACAUGUCGGAGAACUGAUCAGUGUGAGGACCUCCAUCAAGACCUCUGGCGACAAAACCUGUCUCACCAACACUCUGGCCAGAGCACUAACACUUGGACUCUUGGGAUACCCAUAUGUUCUUUCAGAUGGCUUCGACCUGUACGAUGCGAGUAAGCAUACCACAGGGGGAAUGCCAAGCAUGGACCUGUACAUCAGAUGGAUGCAGCUGUCGGCCUUCUUCCCAGCUAUGAAGUAUUCCAUCCCGCCCUGGUCGUACGGUAGUGUGUGUGUCCAGGUGGCCAAGGAUAUGAGUCAUAUCCAUCAGACUCACGUGGUGCCUAUCAUAACCAGUCUAGGCGAUGACAUCAAGAAAGGCUUGCCUAUCAUGAGACCUGUCUGGUGGAUGGAUCCCAAGAACGCAACUGCCCAUAAGGUUCAGGAUGAGUUCCUGGUGGGCAACCGGCUUCUUGUAGCUCCAGUCGUAUGCGAGGGCGCCACCACGAGAGGAAUCUUCUUCCCCAAAGGGAUAUGGUCUGAUCACAAUAAUGGUGGAAAGGUUUUGGUGGGUCCGAUAUAUAUUGAGAAUUACACUGUUAGUCAGUUCCAGAUUCCAUACUUUACUCGACUACAGCAGCAGUAUCCAUGAUCACCACAGACAUUGCUGAGGACAAGAUGGUGAAGAUUGGUACAACAUAGUGAACAUACUAAGUGGUAAUACUAUUAAUCCAGUUGACAGGAUGUACACAAACUAUGGGUUUGGCGACGAUUACAAACAGUUACAAACGUCAGGAUACAACUGGAUAUUCUUGAAAUGAGUUCUUCGGUUGCCAGUGUCAACCGUAUUUAUACUAUUCCCAAGCGACUGUUAGAUACUCAGAAUGUCAUAUCAAACACCUAUGUGGUAUAAUAUAUUUCUCAUUAUUGUAUUUCGUCAUUAUGUUCAAUUUACUUACAACAGCAACACGCUCGUGUCAAAUGUAAGUAGAUCUUCAAUGCACAGAUAUGUACGUGUUGAUCUGGUGUGUUUGGAUGGUUCUUGAAAGUGAAUACUCUGACAUCGAAGUUCACAGUGCAAUAAUUGCCCUACCUUUCUCGUUUAUUAUGUAAUAAUGGAUUUUUUAUAUGUUUUAAAAA
Haliotis rubra (blacklip abalone) is the source of this 3420-nucleotide messenger RNA. RefSeq names its product myogenesis-regulating glycosidase-like. NCBI's taxonomy places the organism in Eukaryota, Metazoa, Mollusca, Gastropoda, Lepetellida, Haliotidae. The coding region runs from base 122 to 2932 and encodes 936 amino acids. The record is from RefSeq and is a predicted model, not a curated record. The transcript has 5 exons. Gene Ontology annotation, biological process: carbohydrate metabolic process. Gene Ontology annotation, molecular function: hydrolase activity, hydrolyzing O-glycosyl compounds.